AUGUUUUUUCUAUGGUUUCUCACCUGCGUGUGCAUUGGUUCAGUCUGCGCUCAACAAUCCUACGAUGGAACAUUAUGUUCUUCGGAUGCCAAUUAUCCAGGUACAAGAUACACCUGCAAUUCCUUGCAAAAAUCAUGCCAAACUUUCUUGGUCUACCGAGCCAACGAACAGUUCCAGACUGUCUCUGAUAUUUCUAGCUUGUUCAGCAUGGACCCUGAUGAGUUACUAACCUUGAACAAUGUCACAUCUUCACAGAUUCUCAAACCAGGUCGGGAAGUUCUUGUUCCCAUCAACUGUUCCUGCUCAGACAAGUUUUUUCGGGCAAAUUUUAGUUUUAUUGUGCCUCUAGGCAGCACGACAUUCACAGAGAUUGCUUGUGGGGUUUUCGAAGGUUUAGUGAAAUCAGUAACGCUAGCUGAUGAAAACCUGCCUCUACAAAACAAUCUCAAUGUUGGUUCUAUGCUUCAUGUGCCUUUGAGAUGUGCCUGUCCUGAUGAUAAUUUCUCUAGUAGUUCAGGGGUGAAGUACCUUGUGACAUACCCUUUUGUAGAGGGAGAUGAUACAGAUAAAAUAAGCAAGAAAUUCAGUAUUCCUCUUGAUGAUUUAUGGGAAGCUAAUCAUUUAGAUCCUAACCCCACAGUUUAUCCAAACACAACUGUUUUGGUUCCUUUGAAAGGCGAACCAGUGCUUAAUUUCAACAUUCCAGACAUUCAACCUCCAACUCCAGGUUUUCUUCCCACAAGAUCAGUAGAACAAGGGACAAAACCUAAGCAACUAGAGAAAUUGUACAUUGCAGGAUCGGUCAUUGGGUUCAGUCUGCUACUUGUAACAUUACUUGCACUGGGAUUAUAUGUAAAGGCUCUAAACAAAUGGAAGGCAGAGCACUUUCAGUCUUCAAUGGCCAGAAACUCCCUGACCCCUUGUUCAUCACCUCGAAGCUCCCAACUUUCUGGUCCGACGCCUAGAAGCUCAACUACUAAUUCAUGUUUAUCUCCAGAUCUUCUUGUUGGAAUAAAGUACUCCUUGUGCAAUUACAGCGCUGAGGAGCUCAGAAGAGCAACAAAGGAUUUCAGUCAAGAUGCUCAGAUAAUCGAUUAUGUCUAUAAGGGGUUGCUUGAAAACAUUGAAGUGAUGAUCAAACAAAUGAGAUUUGAAGACACUCGCCAAAUCAUUGAUGUACACUCAAAAAUCAAUCACGUCAAUAUUGUGAAAUUACUUGGUGUUUCUUAUGGUGAGAAUGACUUUUCUUGGUCUUAUCUUGUGUUUGAAUUCCCCACUAAUGGUUGCUUAAGGGACUAUCUAUCCAGUUCAUCAAAUCCUCUCCGUUGGCGUCAAAGGACUCAAAUAGCUUUUGAUAUGGCAAUGGGGAUUCAUUACCUACACUACUGUAUGGUUCCUCCCUAUAUUCACAUGCGCAUAAAUAGCAGGAAUAUUUUCUUGAUGUCAAAUUGGAGGGCAAAGCUAGCAGUGUUUGAAUCAAUUUCUGCUGUUGGAUCAUCAAAAGAAAUUGAAACCAUGUCGAACAUUGGGGGAUGGGUUGCACCAGAGCAUCUUCUUAAUGGAUUGGCUUCCGAAAAGGCUGAUAUAUUUGCAUUUGGAGUUGUUAUGCUUGAGCUCAUCUCAGGAAAAGAGGACUUAGAUGGGAAAUUGUUCAAAGAAUCCAUUGGAUUCUUGGGAGGCUCAGCCACUGAGGGGGGUUGUUUUGAGCAGUUGAAAAUUUUCCUGGAUCCGCGUUUGAAGGACGAUUAUCCUCUAGCUGAGGCGUUAUGCCUGGCCGUUUUAGCUAAGGCUUGUGUGGAAGAUGACCCUAUGCAUAGGCCAUCCAUGGAUGAUAUCAUUAAAGUUCUUGCCAGAAUGGUAUGA
Messenger RNA from Ilex paraguariensis (yerba mate), 1863 nucleotides. Lineage: Eukaryota; Viridiplantae; Streptophyta; Magnoliopsida; Aquifoliales; Aquifoliaceae. The record is from the annotation of a GenBank genome assembly.